CUCAUUUCUCCUCUUGACCGUCACAAUGGCCGCCAGUAUUGCUGACGUUCGGAGUGCACUUUCCAUCCCAGGUCAUGUCACCCCAAAUCGUCUACAACAAGUCAAGAAACAACCAUCUCAAUCCGUCAAGAAACCGGAAGGAAUAUCACGAGAACUAUACUCACUCAUCGGGCCCUCUGCACCUUCUCUCGCUGCCCAGCUUGCAAAACCCCGCCUCAAGCAGAAGCCUAAUCUAGGAGGCGGUGGAAAAGUGAAAUGGGAAUGGCGUAAUUUCAAGAACGGUGCGAGGUCGGAUUCGUUAGAGCUGGGUCAUUGGGUGAAAGCUUCGGUCGAUCCUGACUCCGAGUAUCCCUUCGCCAAAUAUAAUGUCCAACCCACCAAUUACAUUUGGUCGCCAGAUGAAUAUGCUCGACAUCUCGAAGAUCCUGAAUGGACUCAAGAAGAGACCGAAUAUCUAUUCAAUCUCGUGCAAGAGUACGAUAUGCGAUGGUUCGUCAUUUUCGACCGAUAUGAGUACCCUAGAGGGGAAAAGGAGGCAGGGCGCGCUAUAGAGGACCUUAAAGAAAGAUACUUCAGUGUUUGCCGCAAGCUUAUCCGGAAUCGAACGUGGGCAGAUGAGAAUCUCAAAACUCAUCUUCAAAACUUAAUGCAAUACGACAAAGAUCGAGAGCAAAUGCGUAAGCGGUACUUGACGAGCCUGGACAACCGCACACCGGAUCAAUUGCAAGAGGAAGAAGCCCUAUUUAUCGAGAUUAAACGUUUGGAACAAAAUGAGCGCAAAUUCAAACGAGAACGAGAAGAACUUCUUCGCAUCAUAGCAGGCAUUGAAGCAGGAUUGCCGGAUAUUGCGGAUGAAGAUGCAUCCGUUAGCCUCUCUCUUGAUCCCAAGAGGAGGAAGAAAGGGAUGGACUUCGAGAUUCCAGCAACGCCUAUACUCACUGCUCCCGUAAUGAAGAAACCUCAGUCAUAUAAAAACGCUGCCCACGAUGCGCAGCAUUGUAUUAUUCGAAACGAACCUUCAGGGACAACGCCAGCCACUAAAGCAGCGCAUACACCUUCCUACAUGCGUUCCUAUAAGCUUCCCGUGCCCAAAGCUGCCAUUGCGCCACGAGUCACACAGAUACUGGCCGAACUGGGUAUACAACACAAUAGGCUGGUUAUGCCAACCAAAGAUAACUGCGCACUGCUAGAGUCAUUGCUAGAAACGACUACGGCCUUGGUGGAGACCAGAAAGGUCGUAGACAAAGCGGACUACGAAAUCAAGGUCCUAAAAUCCCAGCUAGAGGUUCGGGAGAAUGAGGACGAGGGGGAUGGCACAGCGUCUGUGGGGGAAAUUGAUGACAGUGAUGUUUUCGAGACACAGAAGAACGGAAGAGGUGAAAGCAUCGGAAGUACUCGUAGUACUCGGAAUCGAAAACUCUGCCGUCGGUCCAUGUCCACAUCCUCCGUUGAUACCUCUGUGACACUUCCUGUCCGAGCUGUUAAAAGGCAGAAACGUGCCUGAGAUGUGCUUGUUUCAUAUGCAGGUAUUUUCAACAUUCAUAUGUACAU
Molecule: messenger RNA, 1551 nt
Organism: Marasmius oreades (fairy-ring Marasmius)
Lineage: Eukaryota; Fungi; Basidiomycota; Agaricomycetes; Agaricales; Marasmiaceae
Exons: 9
Coding region: 26-1504 (492 amino acids)
Biological process (GO): negative regulation of transcription by RNA polymerase II; DNA repair; chromatin remodeling
Cellular component (GO): Swr1 complex; NuA4 histone acetyltransferase complex
Molecular function (GO): transcription corepressor activity
Source: RefSeq, a predicted model, not a curated record